This is a messenger RNA of Etheostoma cragini (Arkansas darter), 610 nucleotides long. RefSeq names its product chymotrypsin A-like. The record is from RefSeq and is a predicted model, not a curated record. The coding region runs from base 1 to 570 and encodes 189 amino acids. Gene Ontology annotation, molecular function: serine-type endopeptidase activity. Gene Ontology annotation, biological process: proteolysis. The transcript is spliced from 5 exons. NCBI's taxonomy places the organism in Eukaryota, Metazoa, Chordata, Actinopteri, Perciformes, Percidae.
AUGAUACAUAUACUGACGUCCCACCGCGUCGUCCUCGGGGAACACGACCGCUCGUCCAACGCCGAGGACAUCCAGGUGAUGAAGGUGUCCCAGGUGUUCAAGCACCCCCGCUACAACGGCUUCACCAUCAACAACGACAUCCUGCUGGUGAAGCUGGCGACCCCCGCCCAGCUCGGCGUGCGCGUGGCCCCCGUGUGCGUGGCCGAGUCCGGGGACAACUUCCCUGGAGGCAUGAUGUGCGUGACCAGCGGCUGGGGCCUGACCCGCUACAACGCCCCUGACACCCCCGCCCUUCUGCAGCAGGCAGCCCUCCCCCUGCUGACCAAUGAGAAGUGCCGCGGUUACUGGGGCAACAAGAUCACCGAGCUGAUGAUCUGCGCCGGAGCGUCUGGGGCGUCUUCCUGCAUGGGCGACUCCGGCGGUCCACUGGUCUGCCAGAAGGCCGGCGCCUGGAGCCUGGUCGGCAUCGUGUCCUGGGGCAGCGGUACCUGCACUCCCACAAUACCCGGCGUGUACGCCCGCGUCACCGAGCUCCGCGCCUGGAUGGACCAGACCAUCGCCGCCAACUGAGCUUCCCUCUGAACCUCUUCAUCAAUAAAUCUCACAAACU